CCACACCUGCUCUCCCUCCUCCAGGUGACCCCAGCCAUGAGGACCCUCGCCAUCCUUGCUGCCAUUCUCCUGGUGGCCCUGCAGGCCCAGGCUGAGUCACUCCAGGAAAGAGCUGAUGAGGCUACAACCCAGGAGCAGCCUGGGGAAGACGACCAGGACCUUGCUGUCUCCUUUGAAGAAAAUGGACUCUCUACUCUUAGAGCCUCAGGUUCUCAGGCGAGACGCACCUGCUAUUGCCGAACCGGCCGUUGUUAUACCCCUGAGUUCCACUCCGGGAAGUGCUUAUUCAAGGGCCGCACCUACAAACUCUGCUGUCGCUGAGCUUCCUAGAUAGAAACCAAAACAGUGCAAGAUUCAAUCCAAGGUCCUGAAAAGAGAAAAAUAUUUCACUCUGUGUACCUUGUAUCUUUCUAAGAUUUUCUCUCCAAAAUAAAGUUCAAGCAUUAAA
This is a messenger RNA of Mandrillus leucophaeus (drill), 448 nucleotides long. RefSeq names its product neutrophil defensin 6-like. Gene Ontology annotation, biological process: cellular response to lipopolysaccharide; innate immune response in mucosa; defense response to Gram-positive bacterium. Gene Ontology annotation, cellular component: extracellular matrix; extracellular region. Bases 37 to 321 code for a protein of 94 amino acids. The record is from RefSeq and is a predicted model, not a curated record. The transcript has 2 exons. Lineage: Eukaryota; Metazoa; Chordata; Mammalia; Primates; Cercopithecidae.